AUGGCACAGCCAAAAGCUACAGCAACAAGCAAGAAGGCAUCUGCAAAGAUGCCACCGGCUGCGAUGCAGCCUGAUCCGAACACGAGAAUCACCCGCAAGAGAGCCGCUAGUGUUUCUCAGAAUGUGCCCGUGGUGCCAGAGGAGGAUGAGCGUCCCUCCAAGCGAGCUCGUCGCGCCAUCAGUGAAGGCCCCGAGUUGCUUUCUUCCAGUCCUUCCUCGAUUGGCACAAUCCCAGACCAACUGAAUGCAACUUUCCACCCUCAACUCACUUCACCCUCACCCCAAAAAGAUACACUCCCGACAUAUGGCAAUGCCUCUCCCAAGAUAUCUCUGGACGCGGCAAAAUCCUACCAUGCAGAGGAUAAGCUAUUCUCCUCUGCCUCAAUCAGCUCAGAGCUCGAGGACCUGAAGCGUCGUCUAGCUCAAAGUGAAGCGGCAAGAGUGGACAACAGACGCCUUCGUGCUACCAUUGUCGAGCGUGAUGCCCACAUCAGCGGUCUCAGUGCACAAGUCGAGAGUGCUGAACACAGCAGAAUAGAGCUUCAAUCAGCUCACGAGCAGGAGCUCAAGAAAUUGAAGGCCAAGCACGCUGCUGAAAUCCGCAAGCUCAAGAAAGAGCUUCAGACAGUCAACGGCUCGAACAAGAAGCUGGCUGAGGACCUCGCGGAAGAAGAGCAGAAGAACACUCGGCUCGAGGAACUCGUCGUUGAGCCAAACCAAGACCAAGAGACCUUGAGAGCCGAAAUCAAAGGGUUGACAGACAGGUGCACGACUCUCACAAAUUCCCAACAGAAAGUGAUUCAGGCGUUCAACGGCUUGCAGCGCGCCGUGGGUGAAUGGCAUAUCUCGUGCUCAGGGAUCUCUGAGGCCUGGUUGCGGAUCAAUGCCUACGUCCGUUCGGUUGCCGACAAUGUCAUCUUGGUGGAUACUGGCGUAUACAGUGCCGCCGAGUUGCCAGCGCAAGCACCAGCAUUCGUGUCUUUCGCGGAGAAGUUGAGCUCGUCAUGGUCAACUUUGUACGACCACGACGACUCCCGAUAUGCCCUCAUCACGGGUGUCAUAUGGCGCUAUCUGUCUGAGCGCGUCUUUGAACGGCCUCUCGAGCUGUGGGGAAAGAAAAAAUACCAGACGAUCACCGACAUCCUCAGAAAAGUUGACACAACGGAAGAUGCUGGUCUGAAAAAGGUCAGAUACGCCAGAGCAAUGAUUGGACAGUUUCAUGUCGACACUCCCCAGCUACGCCUGCCUCCCAGAGUGCAGGCAAAACUCGCCACAGGCCUGGCUUCCUUGUUCAAUUCAAUCAUGCGCCCAGCUCCAUCUGAUCACAACAUCCACAGCACGAUCAAUGAAUCCUCCGGCAUGAUUGUGGAGCGGUCUUUGAACCUGGCAAAAGACAUGGUGCAGUCGGCAUCGCCACUGGAGAUUCUUUGGUCACCAGCUGACAGGAGCAUGGCCGAGCCUCUCGACUUUGACGGAGUCUGGAUGGGAAAGGUUCAGCCAAACAUCAGCAGCAACAAAGGGGUUGAUCUUAUCAUGACUCCAGGAGUGGCCGCCUACGGCCAUCCCCGUGGCGAAGGUCUUCGGGAGCGGCUGGUUGUAUUCAAGGCACUAGUCUUGGCAGACAGUACAGUUGGUUUUGAACGGUGGUGA
Microdochium trichocladiopsis is the source of this 1650-nucleotide messenger RNA. RefSeq lists its product as uncharacterized. The coding region runs from base 1 to 1650 and encodes 549 amino acids. The transcript has 3 exons. The record is from RefSeq and is a predicted model, not a curated record. Lineage: Eukaryota; Fungi; Ascomycota; Sordariomycetes; Xylariales; Microdochiaceae.